Messenger RNA from Cucurbita moschata (crookneck pumpkin), 4645 nucleotides. RefSeq lists its product as uncharacterized. Bases 444 to 4304 code for a protein of 1286 amino acids. The record is from RefSeq and is a predicted model, not a curated record. Lineage: Eukaryota; Viridiplantae; Streptophyta; Magnoliopsida; Cucurbitales; Cucurbitaceae. Gene Ontology annotation, biological process: protein ubiquitination. The transcript has 14 exons. Gene Ontology annotation, molecular function: ubiquitin protein ligase activity.
AAGCCCAGAUAAUUGGCCAUGGACGGGCCCGCCGUUCUGUAGCCCAAUUCAAACUGACUGACAGAACCUAAAAUCGUCGGACCUUCUCUUUGGAAAAACCGAGCAAAGAGAGAAAAUCCGGAAGAGAGAGAGAUCAUCGGUUCCGCAAUUUCAUGUGAAACUUACCUACCCUCUUCUGCAAUUUUCCAUUUUCAGCUAUGAUCUGACCGCCAUCGCCACGGAACCUUCACAGAACGUGAUUCUGAACAAACAAAUUGCCCUGGAAAAGCAUUCCAAUGGGCUCCUCUAAAUGGAGUUCUAGCUCAUCGGAAUUCCACUUCAUCGACGUCUAAAACAGGAGUUGUGGGGGUACUCUAUGGGACGGGUGAUUAAUCUACACCUUUCUGCAUCGUAAUUGCUUCAACAUAUUCCGUUAUUUGACCUCUAGGAAUCCUACGAGUAAUAUGAUGGAGGAGGGUUUGGUUCCAAGUGGGAGAACGGAGGAAGAAACUGCAGAGGUUUACGAUAUCAAUUAUGAGGUUUCUGAUGAGGUGGAAAGAUGUGGGAUAUGCAUGGAUGUCAUUGUUGAUAGGGGUGUUCUGGACUGCUGCCAGCACUGGUUCUGUUUUGUAUGCAUUGACAACUGGGCAACUAUUACAAACCUUUGUCCACUUUGCCAGAAAGAAUUUCAGCUCAUCACAUGUGUUCCAGUGUAUGAUACUAUUGGGAGCAACAAAGUAGAUGAAGAAUCAUUUAGCAGAAAUGACGAUUGGUGCUUUGAGGGAAAGAGUAACAUCUCUUUUCCAUCAUACUAUAUUGACGAGAAUGCAGUUAUCUGCUUGGAUGGUGAUGGCUGUAAGAUUAGAAAUGGAUCUGGGUUUACUGAAGGAGAAUCUGAUCUUGAUACCUCAAUUGCUUGUGACUCUUGUGAUACAUGGUAUCAUGCAUUCUGUGUUGAUUUUGAUCCUGAAGAUACAACUGAAAGUACAUGGUUAUGCCCAAGAUGUGGGGCUAUUGAUCAGGAAACUUCUAUCAAUGAUUCAGUUCUGAAGUUUAACAGUGACUUUGAUUCAAUGAAUGCUUCGGUUCCACAAAGUUUUUCCAGAAAGGUGUCUGUAUCCGUUGCUGAUACUGGAGAGACAGCAUUGGUUGUCUCAAUGAUUGGAGGAAAUCAGGUUAAUGAAGUACAAACUGAUAACACUUUGUCAACCGAUGAAAUUGAAAAAAAUAAAAAAAUUGAAAAUUUCAUAUUGGCUUCGGAAGCUAGUAGGCCAAAUGCCACUGUAUCACCAUUGGUGAAUACUCUCGUUCUGCCAGCCCCAUCAAUGGAAAUUACUUCUGCUAUUCCAGCACUUGGAGACAAAGAAUUGGAACUUUCUUUGUCACAUGAUACUCCCAUCAGUUUUCAUUAUGAUUCCCCUACAGAUGUUGGGUUGAAAACAAGUGCUGAUGAAAUUAAGACCGAGUCAAGUAGCCUUGAAAGCACCAGAAGUUCUUCAAAUAUAUCCCACCCUGUAAACAAAAUGUCUAAAGAUGAAUUGAGCAUGGGUCUUCAUCUUGGUUUAUCUGUGGGCACAUUCUUGUCUGUUGAUUACUUGAAUGAUGAAAAUGGGGAUCGAAGUGUUCACGUUAAGCCGGAGUUGUUUUCUUCAGAAGGACACUUGUUACAAGUUGAUAAUAUCGCAUCUCAAACCACCCCGGAAGCAUCUAUACUUGUUGGUGUAAAGAGGAAACGCACAGAUUGCAGUGAUCACAUCCAGAAGACUGCUGAUAAUGGAGGUGAUAAAGCCAAUUCUGAUAUAAAACUUGUUCUGGGGAAGAAUCAACCAGUUCCUUCUAAAAAUGAUGUGGAGCUAACUGAGCAAGAUGAUACUGCAAAGAGUUUGGCUAGGCCAUUAGUUCCUACAGAAGCCAGCUUGAAGCGAAUAUCAAGAAAGAAAGGUGUCAAUGCUGAUAUAAUGAGUAUAGUUCGGGGCCGAAACCGCAGGCCCCCUCCAGGAAGGGGGGCAUGCUCAAAUUCUAAUGAUGAAGAGUUGGAUGAGCGAGAAAAUUUGACUGGUUUGAGAGUCAAAAAGAUCAUGAGAAGAGCUGGCGAGGAUCAGGAAUCAUCCAUGCUAGUUCAGAAACUAAGAAAUGAAAUAAGAGAAGCAGUUCGCAACAAAUGCGCAAAAGAUUUUGGGGAAAACCUUUUGGAUUCUAAGCUACUUGAUGCGUUCAGGGCUGCAAUAUCAGGCCCUAAAACCGAGACUCAGAAAAGAUUAUCAGCUUUGGCUGUGAAGGCGAAAAAAUCAUUAUUGCAAAAGGGGAAAAUACGUGAGAGUCUGACAAAGAAAAUAUAUGGGGCUACUAAUGGAAGAAGGAAGCGUGCUUGGGACCGAGACUGUGAAAUUGAAUUCUGGAAGCAUCGUUGCAUAAGAGUGAGAAAGCCCGAAAAGAUUGCAACUUUGAAAUCCGUCCUUGACCUCUUAAGAAAUGGUCCGAGUCCAGAUGCAAAACAAGAUUCUGAAGGCCAGCCCACAAAUCCGAUUCUUUCUCGAUUAUAUGUAGCAGAUACAUCCGUCUUCCCACGGAAUAAUGACAUCAAGCCUCUCUCGGCUUUCAAAUCUUCCUCUUCUUUGGAUCAGAAGAAAGAUCCACUCACAGGGACUAGUAAGGUUCCGACGAAGGCUGGUAUUCCUCCUCUAGCAGUAAAUGCAGGGAAUAGUUGUUCCGUGUCUGCCUCAAAGAGUGCUGCGGGUUCUAGUAAAGGAAAUCAUAGUGGAAACUCAGAAGCAUCAGUUGGUUCUAAGAUUAGACCACAGAAUACUGUUUCUUCUACAUCCAAUAAUGCAAUUGAUAAAAGAAAAUGGGCCCUAGAAGUUCUUGCUAGGAAAACUGGUGAUGGUUCCAGUGCAGCAAACAAAAAGGACGAAGACUUGGCUGUGCUUAAAGGAAAUUAUCCAUUGCUAGCUCGGCUACCAAUAGACAUGAGACCAAAAUUGGAACCCAGUCGCCACAAUAAAAUUCCCAUGUCAGUAAGGCAGGCUCAGCUUUACCGCCUGACGGAGCAGUUCUUGAAGAAAACAAAUUUGACGGUCAUGCGCAGAACAGCAGAGACAGAGUUGGCCGUUGCAGAUGCCAUUAACAUAGAAAAGGAGGUUGCUGAUAGGUCAAACAGCAAAGUUGUAUAUCUUAAUCUUUGUUCUCAGGAGAUAUUGCAUCGCACUGACACUGGCAGAUUAAAUACAGCAGCAGCAGAUUUGGAUUCCUCAUUCCAGGCAAAUGAUCAGAUUGAUGGAACUGAACUAGCCACUCAUCCAGAAACAGAUCCUGAAGUUCAAGAAGCACUAAGAAAUGCAGGUCUUUUAUCUGAUUCACCUGUGAGUAGCCCUCCACACAGAACUGAAGUCGAUGAUGAUGAUGCCCCAAUGAAAGACUUGCAAGACGAUGAACCUGAAAAUGUAAUAGAAAUGGAUGACCAUCCAGAUUUGGAUAUCUAUGGUGAUUUUGAGUACGAUCUAGAAGAAGAAAGCUGCUUCACCACGAAAGCUACCACCAAGGUUUUGAAACCACCAGAUGAAGGCGAAUCAAAAUUGAAAGUUAUUCUUUCCACCCUAAACACUGAAAGUUCGAUUCAGGCGUCAGAUGCCGAAAAGUCUGAGGGAACGGAGAGUGUUGAACUUCUGAAGGAUGCUUCUUGUUUGCCGAAAAAUGAAACUAAUGUGGAGGCCGGAACAGCCCCUUCAGAGGGUGAGAAUGAAGGCUCUGUUGCUGUUCCUCUGAAUAGUACCGAAGUUGAAGAACCUUCCUUGGCAGAAUAUGAAGAACUCUAUGGACCUGACACAGAGCCACAAAUUAAGAAUCUUCCAGGUGAAACUCCAACAGACGAGCGUUGUGUGCCUACUCCAGCAUUUGGUUCCGAGCAGAAAGAUUCUUCCAAUGAUGGAAGUUCUGUGCUAAUUCAAGAUGGAAAUGAAUCGGACAUUAAACGUGAGGAGAGUGUAAAAGGAGCAGCUGCCACCACUGUUUCUCCAAUCCCCACUUCUGGAGAGGGUUCUCCCCACAAGAAGGGGAAAUCCAAUGCUGAUGACAAUAAGCAGUCUGAUAGCAACAACUCUGUAGCUAAGAAGGUCGAAACAUACAUCAAGGAGCACGUCCGACCUCUGUGCAAGAGUGGGAUCAUAACACCCGAACAAUACAGAUGGGCAGUCCAAAAAACCACCGAGAAGGUCAUGAAGUACCAUUCCAAAGAUAAGAAUGCAAAUUUUCUUAUCAAAGAGGGUGAAAAGGUGAAGAAGCUUGCAGAACAGUAUGUAGAAUCAGCACAGCGGAAGGGCGUUGAUUAACAUAAAUCGACGUCAUUUCAUUUCUCGAGCUGUCGAAGGGGUGCUGGUUAGGAAUCCGACAUGGGAGUUCCAUAUUCAGUAAGCAACUAUGUUUCUGAUUUAGCUCAAAUUCUGUCCUCACACAAUUGCAAAUUGAAGCUCCAUCUUUCUUGAAGAACGCAUGAGAAUCCCUUUUAAAAGCUAUAUAUAAUAGAAAGAAAGUGUAAUUUUCUGUCUAAACAGAGACAAGAAACUGGUGGGAGUAGCCUCUUUAUUAUGGUUGAUCUCCAGUGAUUGUUAGUUAAAUGCAUUGUUUUAGUUGAGGACAGAUAUAAUAUCAGCCCCUUCUACAUAAUUUUCUC